This is a messenger RNA of Ochotona curzoniae (black-lipped pika), 1181 nucleotides long. It is a transcript of the gene WHR1, whose product is annotated as serine/threonine kinase 19. Bases 62 to 826 code for a protein of 254 amino acids. The transcript is spliced from 7 exons. Gene Ontology annotation, biological process: positive regulation of Ras protein signal transduction; protein phosphorylation. Lineage: Eukaryota; Metazoa; Chordata; Mammalia; Lagomorpha; Ochotonidae. Gene Ontology annotation, molecular function: protein serine/threonine kinase activity. The record is from RefSeq and is a predicted model, not a curated record.
CCCUAUUUUCAAGUUCUCUUCCCUCUCCACUGCUUUCUCAGAUACCAUAGAAUCCUAGGAUAUGAGCCUGAAGAGGCGGCGGCUAAUCCCGGAUAAUUUUGGAUUGAAGAGGCGACGGGAGCGAGGGCCUGUAAACGCGGAUCCUCUGAGGGGCGAGUCAGGGUCGGCGCGCGAGGCGGUGGCCCAGCUGGUGCAGCUGUUCCCGCGAGCCCUGUUCGAGGAUGCGCUCCCGCCGAUCGUGCUGAGGAGCCAAGUGUACAGCCUGCUGCCCGACAGGACGGCGGCCGACCGGCAGCUGAAGGAGCUUCAGGAGCAGGGGGAGAUCAGAAUCAUCCAGCUGGGCUUUGACCUGGAUGCCCACGGGAUUGUCUUCACCGAGGACUACAGGACCAGAGUGCUCAAGGCCUGUGAUGGCCGACCGUACGCUGGGGCAGUGCACAAGUUUUUGACCUCAGUACUUCCAGUGUGCGGGGACCUCAGUUUCCAGCAGGAACAGAUGACUCAGACUUUUGGCUUUCGGGACCCGGAGAUCACGCACCUGGUGAAUGCUGGAGUCCUCACUGUCCGUGAUGCUGGGAGCUGGUGGCUGGCGGUGCCGGGAGCUGGGAAAUUCAUCAAGUACUUUGUUAAAGGACGCCAGGCCGUCCUUGGCAUGAUCCGGAAGGCCAAGUACCGGGAGCUGCUCCUGUCAGAGCUCUUGGGCCGGCGGGCGCCUGCAGCGGUGCGACUUGGCCUGAACUACCACGUACAUGACCUUAUUGGGGCUGAGCUGGUGGACUGUGUUGCCACCACUUCUGGAACUCUCCUCCACCUGCCGGACACGUGAGGAUUCUCUUGGUCAUUGUGCACUUCCUCAGAGCGGGGAGACAGUGGCCUGGCAGUAAUUCCCAAGGGCGAUUGAGUCAGGAUCACCUUGGAAAAACUUGGGAGCCGGGAUGAGUGACAGGCUGUCGUUGAUUUAAAGGCUCGAUGGGACUGCUGCUGUUUGCUUGGACUCCAGCCCAGUGUGGGGAUUUUGUGUAAUGCUUCCUCGCCCUUCUGCAAAAAUGGGGGCUGGGACUGCUACCCGUCCUGUGAAAGGUGCUAGAAGGUGGGGCUGCUGGGGAGGCUGGAGAAGGGCAGGGUUCCUUUCCCUAUGUGUUGAGCUGAAAUAAAUCCAAAUAAAGUACUUCUGCUUGUGA